This is a messenger RNA of Mercenaria mercenaria, 4684 nucleotides long. RefSeq lists its product as uncharacterized. Bases 161 to 1450 code for a protein of 429 amino acids. NCBI's taxonomy places the organism in Eukaryota, Metazoa, Mollusca, Bivalvia, Venerida, Veneridae. Gene Ontology annotation, molecular function: protein binding. Gene Ontology annotation, biological process: signal transduction. The transcript is spliced from 8 exons. The record is from RefSeq and is a predicted model, not a curated record.
UUGACGCGUAGUGAUUUAUUUUCGCCCUCGUUCUGAAUCGAAAUGAUUCAUUCACUGUUUACAUUUCAAAAUAAUCGGACGUGCAUUUUGGAUAACAGGAUCUGGAAAAUUUCCUUGUCGGGUCAAGUUUACUUCAUCCCGUUUGCUUUUGGAUAAGUAGAUGGGCAUAUCUGUAAGAAAGAUCUAUAUUGGAGUCAGUGCCAUCCUAUUUGUGUGUAACUUGUGUGUCAAUUGUACGAAUGAUUUGAAGUGCACAGAUAACACAUACUACAGAGUGAAGAAAAAUGGCCAAGCCUUUUGUAAGAAAUGUCCAGCGUGUAAAGGUGGUGGCAUAGGAUGGAACACAACUGCGGAAAGAUUAGAAGAUGAGCAUGGAUUUAGAUCUUGUUAUCCGUGUGCCAAAUGUUCUGGCGGUACGUAUCGAGAACUAGAUUCUGACGACUCGAAGUGUAAACCUUGUACGCUUGAUUGCCUUAGACUCCGUAGAUAUGGUUCUGUCAGAUGCGGAGGAGCUAGCCCUGGUCAUUGUGGAGAGUGCAUGGUCAGGUAUAAAGCCGACUCGAAGGAGCCAAACAGUAUGUGCACGAUAAAGACAACAGAAGAACUGGAAAAGGUCAUUACAGUUCAACCAGAAACAGAACUUGAACCAAGAUCAAGCGUAUCUAGAGAAAAAAAUGAUAAUCCACACGAGAAAAGCGCGUCACACCCCCUUGCCAAUCUUCCAGUGUGGAUUCCCGCGGGAAUCUUGCUGUUUCUGAUUUUAAUAGCACUACUAUGUGCAGUGUAUGCCGGAACUCGUAGAGGACAGCACAGUGUAACCAGGAAUAGACUACCACCGAAUUCAGAUAAAGCUUUGGUAGAAUCAAAAGCAGCCCUGAUUAGCAGUGAAAGUAGCUUUGGCGAAGACAAUAUCGAGAUAGACGGCAACGAGAAAGAGAAAGUGAGGGGAGAACGUCCAACACUUGUUACGAUUGAUGAGUUUGCUGCGAUGGACAGUGCAUAUGGUGUAACAAGGAUUCCGCAAGAACAUAACAAAGUGAAAACAUACUAUGAUAGAGUUCUGGGCAAAGAUGAUAAAACACUUACUAUGGCUGCCAGUGGUAUACAUGGUGAAAGACGGCAUGAACUGUUUCAUUCCUACCUGAAAAUAGAGAAAUCCAAGACUGAUCCGGAAGAAGAAAAAUGGCGAUUGGAAAUAAUAUCUUUCCCUGCAUAUAUUCUGGAAGUACUGAAAAUAUGGCUGCAACAGGCUGACAAGGAGGCCACUGUCAAAGCUCUUUGCAAUGCACUGAAAAUGGCAAGCUUUGAUAAAGUUGUUGAUGAGAUACUAGAUCUACCAGAAAAUCAAACCCCACCCACAAACGUUGAGAUUAAAGAAACGAUCGAGAUUAACAUAGCUGAUGUAAAAUACUCCGAAAACAAAUUCGGUUUCAUUGGUAAAGAGAAUUGAAUAUGUCUGGCUCGUAAGCUUUACAAUUUUUAUUUAAGUAGAACAUUAUGUAAGCAUGAUAAAGAAAGGAACCAAGUUAGGCAAUUACUUCCUAUUUUAUUCUUGAGCGAUAUGUAGGCCUACAGGCUAUGUCGCUAUGAUUCUAGAAGCUAAUAACACUAUGCAGGUAUAUUAAAUUAAAUAGGGCAAUAGCUUUUGUAAUUAUUUUUUGAUAUAUUUUUUUCAUUUUCAUCUAAUUUAUAUUUUAAGUUACCGACAAAGUAAAGUUAGAAGACAUUUACCAAACUGUUAUAUAGGCUCCAUUCUGCACGUACAACUAAACCGACUCUUCGCGUCUAUUUUGCUCAGACAAUAUCUCUGGAAUUCCAGUUUUAUGUUAAUGGUUCAGUUUUGUUGACUCUAUCAACAAUUGUAAGUAGCAUAUGCCGUAAUUGUAAACGUUUAGUCUAGAAAUUAUGCAGUUCAAACUCGAUAUCUCGAACUCGAAGGGAUCCAGCGUUUUACUUUAAGGUAACCGAAGUUCGACUUAAUGUGAUAUUUUGUGCACAUUUUUUUCUAGACGGGGUUUGAGAUAGGCGGAUUUUUAGAUAAGCGAGUUCUAGAUAUCGAGUUCAUGUAAUCGACAUGUUUUGAUUUAUUUCAUGUUUGUGUACAAUAUAAUCAUUACAUCAUUUGAACCAAUAUGUAUAGUAUGCUUCAAUAAUUUUAACAAACAGACAGAUUUUAACUAAUCUUUAGAUUACAAAAAUCAUGUACAAGCUUGAUGUAAAAAUAUACAGUUAAAUGUUCUCAUAAUUUGGGCGUCUACCAGAGUAGUUUGGUGAUAUUUCUUUCAUUAUUUUUGGCUGAUUUUUCUUUCUUUGCUUUGGUAACGUACUGAAUUUACAAGAAAAUCAAACUCCAUCCACAUACAUUGAGAUUAAAGAUACGAUAGAUAUUACUUUUACUUAAGAAAUGAUAUAUCCCAGACAGUGACUUGUAGUUGAAUAAAAUCACUGCCUGGAGUUCAUAUGUGAAGGAAUUAUAUGCUGAGUGAUAAUAAUAUACAUGUAAUUGACAAACUAUGAUUUUUUCAAGAGAAAAGUACUGUUUGAGAGAUAUUAUUUCGAUUCUAACACGUUAUUAAGAAAUUAUAUAUAUAUAUAUAUAUAUAUAUCUCUCUCUCUCUCUCUCUCUCUCUCUCUCUCUCUCUUUGAAUUUAUUAAUAAACUUGGAAAUUAAACUUGGAAUACAUUCACAAAUUAUCUUCAUGUUAGUGUAAUUGUCUUUUCUAGCGCGUCGCUACAUGACAUUCCACUUUAUGAUGUAAGAAUUUUUACGUACAAACAUUUCAGUCUUCUUUGUUUAACAGGAAAAUAAUUCGUGUCGUGUUAGAAAGAUGAAAAAUAAUUAACACACAAUCUCAGUGCAUCGGACAACCGAAUUAAAUAUGUACGACACUAGCUUUACAAUUUCUGUUUGAAAUAGAACAAUAUAUAAGCGGGCAUGAUAGAUGCUUUCUGUUUUAUUUUAUAGUGAUAUGUACCAGUGAAAUCACUAUGAUUUUUGAAAUUUGUACAACGAUGCGCUUGAAAUGAAUUAAACAGGUCACUAUUUUUGAUAUUUUUUUAUUGUUUACUACUUUUGAUGUUUCAUUUCAUUUUUACCUGUUUUCCUUUUUAGUUGCAAACAAAAUGGAAUUAUAAUGGCCAUUACCAAACUGUUCUCCAUGCGAGAAUAUACAUGUAUAAUUAAAGCAAUCUUUCCAAUUUAUUUUACUCAGGCUAUGUCUCAUUGUAAUUCCAGUUUUAUUUUUUUAGUUAAGUUACGUUUAGUUUUGUUGUCUUAAUCAACAAUUGUAAAUACCAUGUACCGUUAUCAUUUAUAUUUAGUCAGAAAAUUAUAUAUAUAAGCAUGUUUGGUUAAUUCUCAUGUUUUUGUACAAUGUGAUCAUUACAUCAUUUACCAGACCAUUUGAGUGGGUGUCUGUAUGCAGUAAUUUUAACAGAUAUUAGACAGACAGGUAGAUAGACAAGGCUUAGUGUCUACAUUUUUCAGCAAGAUACAACAGUUAUAUAACAGCGUUAUGUAUAAUAUACAUUUAUAUGUUUUCGUAAUCUGGUGAUAAAUGUCAUAUUUCCAUUUGACUUUUGUAAUUUGUGGGUGGGGUGUAAAAGCGUAGGGAAAAGUGUCUACUUUUAAAGACAUACACAGUAUAUUUUUACGAGCAUUAUAUAUUUGAGACUUCGUUAAACAUCUCAUUUUUUACUUCCGCGAGGUGUCUCAUUUUGUCAUACGGUCCGUGUCUGCCUAGUCCCAAUAUUUUGUUUUCAUCUGUUUUUUUUUUCUUUUUAACGCUUUGCUCAAAACUUAAUUCCAGACUAUCAAGACACACGUGGCAUAUAUGUUAAGCCAUAAACAUGUGUUCAUUUAAAUCACGAAUCUCACCUUUUUUUCCAUUUUUCAAAAUACUCCCUUUGCUGGCCAGCUUGGCUCAAUCUACAGAUCGCGAGAUCCUGAGUUCGAUCCCCGGCCGAGGCGUAUAUGUACUUCGUGACGAUUUCAUAAAAGACAUUGUAUCUAAAAAUCAUACGUCCUCUGAUUGAUAUGAAGAAGUUGGUUUUUACUUACGGAGAACAGGUUAGGAUUGGUACUGAAUUCAGGGAUGCUGGUUAGGUUACUGAACAGCCCGCCAUUACUGUUGAAAAAAAAGACAGCUUUUAACCAAAAACAAAUAUUCCCUGAGAAAGUCCUGGUUAUAAAUUGUUUCUGACUUGUGCAAUAAGAUCAUACUAUAUAUGUAUAUGUAGCAUAUACAACAUUUCAUAUGUUUGCUACAAUUCUCUAUAGUGGUUUAAACAUGCAAGCACUGGAUUAAUAAAAGUGACAUCGGUUUUGUUGUGAUUAUCAUAUCGUUACAGAUCUUAAUUCAAUUACAUUUUUUUUUUCAAAUGCAUGUUUAACAUGUAUAAUAUGUUACUCGACAUGUGAUAUUGUUGUUUGAGUCAGUUAUUUAAAGCAUUACGUUUUUAAAGUUUAUUGUACUUGGUGAUUAGAAAAAGGUAUUUUAUAGUGCACAUUUUUCUGUUCCAGUUUGACGUUUUAAAACUAGAUUUUUAUGUAUGUUAGUAUUCACGGAAUAAUAUUUCUGAUGCCAAGCAAUACACGCUCCCUGUUUCAGUUUCUUUUGUUUGUUUUAUACUUUGUUUACCUUUAUAUACCAUGUGGAUUAUCAUUAAUAAAGUUGAUACAGUU